Messenger RNA from Jatropha curcas, 1304 nucleotides. RefSeq lists its product as uncharacterized. NCBI's taxonomy places the organism in Eukaryota, Viridiplantae, Streptophyta, Magnoliopsida, Malpighiales, Euphorbiaceae. The record is from RefSeq and is a predicted model, not a curated record.
AUCCUUUGCGAAUAGUAACUACUGUUAGUUUAUAACACAGAAGCAUUGGAGAACCAAAACCACUCUCCACAUUUUCUUUUCCUGUUUUUUUUUUUCUUGGUUUCUUUUAUUUUAUCAGCAAGCUAACAACUUACAAAAACGAUAUAUAAUAUAUGUUCCUUUACGAUCCCUUGGUGUUGCUAAACCGAAAAUGGAAAGGACAGAAGUUGGAGAAGCGCUUACUUGUAGAAUCGCAGGCCCUCACUUCUGCAGCCUUCACAGAAGAACACAUUCAAUCUCUUCGAAACUAUGUUGUGCGCUUGAUCUGUGAUUAUUCGAAGACUCAGAAAUUUGAUGCCAUUAUCCCAUUUCAUGCUGUGACCUACUUUGAUCAUUUUAUGUCGAAAUAUCCAUUUCCGAUUUUAAAUGAGGAAUACUUUUACUCCAUAGCUUUAAUUUCAACAUUGAAUUCCGAAGUCAACCAGAUCAUUAUUCAAGAUCAAGGAGAUAUAAGUUCACCCAAUUCAAACCCUCAAUUUUUAGAACGGAUAAAGAGCAAUUAACAACUUCCAUCAAUGAGAUGAGAGUUGUUUCAAAGGAGGCCAAAGGAGUAAAUGAUGUUGCACGCAAGGUAAAGAAGCAGAAAAAGAAAAUGGCAUCAUCAGCGUCAUCAGAUACAGAAUUAUUGGGUUUUCAAGUAAACUGGAAAGUUAGUGGAAAUGCAGCUGAAGAAUUAAAUAAAUUUGAUUUAUCAUUGUUCAUGGAGCCUGCAGAGCCAGAGGUUAAAAUUCUAGGCUGCAUUCCGCUAAAAUGGUUGCCAUGUUGGGGUUACUAAUGAAACUUUUUAGUACAAAAAUUGGAUUGACAUACCAAAACAAUUGACUGUCAUCUUUAAUUUCUACUAGCAUUUAGGCUUCUUUUGUUUUUGUGCUGCUGUGUUUUCCCCCGAAUGAUUAGAGUAAGGCAUUUAGUAUUGUUGAAGUGUGUGGAAGAGUAAAGCCCAUGUAUUGAAGCUCCAAUUGAUUGACAUGUUGAAAGGCUAAAAAUACUUUUGAGGGCCAUUGUUCUCUCUCAACACCCUUUACUAAAAGGAGAAUUCAGCAUGGACUUUAUGGCAAGUGGGGUUAUGAAUUGUCCUAGCCAUCUAAAGUUCCCUUUGCUAUAUCCAGCCCCAGGGAGAACUAUUCAGCUAAUAAAUUAACGGAGAUGACUGGCAGUGGUACGUUGGGUGCUUUUUUGAUCUUUCAAUAUUUAUGUACAAAGGUUCUUGAUUACUCAUAUAUCAAAGAUUCAUCAUGAUCAUGGUGAAAGCAGAAAAAUUUGGU